Pseudophryne corroboree (corroboree frog) is the source of this 2401-nucleotide messenger RNA. RefSeq names its product capping protein, Arp2/3 and myosin-I linker protein 2-like. The record is from RefSeq and is a predicted model, not a curated record. The transcript is spliced from 6 exons. NCBI's taxonomy places the organism in Eukaryota, Metazoa, Chordata, Amphibia, Anura, Myobatrachidae. Bases 367 to 1140 code for a protein of 257 amino acids.
GAUCUGAAAAGGGGGCGGGGCUAAACAGGACUGUACACAGUGCCAUGUCAGCCAGCCAGUAGCAUGGGAGAGAAGAGGGGGAGAGAACAGCAAAACAGCCUAAAUAGAUUCGAACACGGGAUGCACGCAUUGCAAGCGGACACUGUAACCAUUAUGCCACUGCUGACCACGAUAUGAGCAGGCUCUCCAGGACCAUACAAGCUGGAUGCGGAUGCUGCUGUAGCAGAGGAUAAGGACAGUGUUGAAAGCCAGAUUCUUCUGCCAUUGAGCUGCUCUAUACUGAAGCCACUCCCCUUUUCCAUAAAGGAUGCUGAGAAUACAGUCUGCCUGCUUUCUUUUACCCAGACUGCAUGCACAGAGCACCUUAUGGACCUACCAACGGAUGGUGAGAAACUGCAGCACUGCACCCAUCAGAGACCCAGACCCAACAGGACCAACAGACAGCCGCCCAGGAAACCCCAUGUACAGACGUCUGAAAAAUCUGAGAUAAAUGAAAAUAAUUUGUACACUAAGGUGGAUGAAGGAAUAGAUGAGUUUUUCUCCAAGAAGCUUAUUCUAAAUUAUCACAACAAGAAGACAGAUAAAUCAGGACCUUUAUACAAUGAACCGCCGGGAGGCGUGGGUCGCAUUGUUGUGAUGUCAGAUGACCUGGCGGGUGGCGCAAUGGCGGCUCUCAGCAUGGGUGAAGGAAGGCUAUUUAGGCAAAUACCAUUGAAUAUUUCUACUGAGCCCACUGUUCUUUCUGCUGGGUCACGAACAUUCAAAAAGAAGAUAGGAGAAUUUUUUGCAUUAAGAAAACCCAAACACUCUAAAGACCCCAAAUCUGAAAAAGACCCUGAAGGUAGCCCAGUGAUUUCACGAAUCAGAAAACCAGCUCUAACAGAUAUAUUGAGACCUCUGGGUAAAAGCAGUGACACCUUUAAAGGGCAAGGUAAAACGGACAAUGCUUCAUCUGCUGAGACAACAUGUGUGAAUGAUCCAACCUGGAUACCAGAUGCUGCAAGAAGAGUCAAACCUAGAUAUUCUCGUGAAGGGAAGUCACAGUCACUGAUUCUCCUGUCUGUGGAUGAUGAAGAAUCACUUGGAAUAAAGGAUAAGGUAAAUAUGAUUAAUGGACACAAUCUAAAUCAGACUCCAUGAAACUUUUUUGUUCAAAAGUGAACUUGGAAAGCAUUGACACUGUCUGUGGUUAGCAACAUGUGACUGAUCACUUUAAUGAAACAGUACCUUAUCCUAAAAUGUGUUCCACCUAAGGUCUUUUUAAACCUUCAAAUACAAGCUACAAUAUAACUACUGUAGAUUAUGCUUUACUUUGAUAGCCAGAGCUUAACAAUGAGGUACAUUAGUAUCAAGAAAAUCUAGCUAGCACACCUACCAGCUGUCCCGAUUUUCACGGGAUAGACCCAUUUUUGUGUGCGACUGCUCCGCUGCCCUUUCGGCGGGUUGCAGUGUCCCUCGUAGGGGUGGGGGUGGGGAGUUAGGCUGUAACCUGUCACUCACUGCUCUGCUACAGAGCAGUGGUGAAUAGGUGCUGUGUGUAUGCGCACAGUGUCUAUUCAUGGGAGACAGAGGGACUAUGGGCAUGGCCAGCAGAUCAGAGUGUUGGGCUUGCUCCCACACUGAUGAAAAUUGGAUGUGUGGCUUGUGUUUAUGAUGUUUCUGCCUCCUUUUUGGGUCUGCGCACAUUUGCCACAUGCAGCUGUAACAACUUGUCCACUCAUGAUGUUGCAAGGCAAGAGCUAGGGGACAAGAUUCAGAAUAGGAAUAGCUUUAAUUGUCAGGAAUUACACAGUACAUAUUUGUUAGAGCACUAACAUACCCAGUGUCAAGGUGUAUAAAGAAUAGAGAUUUACCAGCUAUUAAGUGCAAAGAUAGAAAUAGCUGAAAAAUGUCACCCCAUCAGGAAGAUUUACUAAAGCUUCUAAAAAUAAAAAGUGGCAGUGCCCAUAGCAAACAAAUGAUUAUGUCUAUUUUCUAGGACAUCAUAGAGAAAUAGUAGCUAGCAUAUGAUUGUCCUCAAUGGGCAACACCACCAAUUUACAUUUUUAAAAGAUUUUAUAAAUGUAUCACCUUAAGUCAUGGGAUAUCUCCCGUUUUCCAUGAAACUUCAUAAACAGAAUUUUAAUUUCUUCUUCAGGGUCCAUAGGCAUCCACAGGGAUGAUCUUGGCAUAUGAUGGUGGAGACCAGGAUCAGGCAUGAAACAGUUAAGCUUUUAAGUUCCCAAGAUGCACUAGUCCUUCUCCCUCAUACCCCCACUUACAGCACAGGCUCUUCAUUUUUACUUUGGUGCCAGCAGGAGCUAGUCACCGUUAUAACAGUGGGGCUGCUAAAUGCAACCCAUGCCAUGCUUUAUUUUUAUGAUUUAACUUUUUUGUUUUUUAUUUAGAGAGCAGCACUAGA